CUCGUUAUAUUUGUUUGCCUUUCUUCACAUUUGCGAUAUCUUUCUCUCUCUAAAGAGUGCAAAACAACGAACACAAGAAAGCCUUUCGUCUCAAAUCAUCAUACGUUAAGCGCCGAUUCAUCCAAAACCCAACCGUUAAUUAAUUGUUUUUCGGAUCCCUCUUUUUUUUUCUGAAUUAUAUUUUUGCAACGAAACUUUGGUGAUUGAUCCCAACAAAAACCAUGUCUUAUGCUUACCUCUUCAAGUACAUUAUCAUCGGAGAUACCGGUGUAGGAAAGUCAUGCCUGCUUCUGCAGUUCACCGACAAACGAUUUCAGCCAGUUCAUGACUUGACAAUUGGUGUCGAAUUUGGUGCUAGAAUGAUCACAAUCGACAACAAACCGAUGAAGUUGCAGAUUUGGGACACGGCUGGUCAAGAAUCAUUCAGGUCUAUUACGAGGUCUUACUACAGAGGUGCAGCGGGUGCACUUUUAGUUUAUGACAUCACAAGGAGGGAAACGUUUAACCACCUUGCGAGUUGGUUAGAAGAUGCAAGGCAGCACGCAAAUGCCAACAUGACGAUAAUGCUGAUAGGAAACAAGUGCGAUCUGGCUCACAGAAGAGCUGUAAGCAGUGAGGAAGGGGAGCAGUUUGCUAAGGAGAACGGCUUAAUAUUCAUGGAAGCCUCUGCCAAAACUGCUCAAAAUGUCGAGGAGGCAUUUAUAAAGACUGCCUCGACAAUCUACAAGAAGAUCCAGGAUGGAGCUUUUGACGUGUCUAAUGAGUCAUAUGGAAUAAAAGUUGGGUAUGGAGGAAUACAAGGACCAUCAGAAGGAAGAGGUGGCUCUGUUUCUCAAGGAGGUUGCUGCAACUGACUCUCUCUCUUCAUUUCAUUUUAUUUGAUUCUCAUAUUAAUCUGGUUUAUUUGAUACUGCAAAAUGGAAACAUAAAAACAAAAACAUUGCAAUUUCCCCCUUUUUUUUUAUUAUAUAUACAUAUGAUUGUUUAUUCUUUUCUUCUUUGUCACUUUUUUUUUUUUUUGUUUUGAUAUUUAACAUGGUGGUCAAUGAAUGUAGCCAGAAAUUGUAAUGGGUCAAAAAAUAUUGAUUACUUUUUUA
This is a messenger RNA of Erythranthe guttata (spotted monkey flower), 1097 nucleotides long. Its product is annotated as ras-related protein RABB1c. The record is from RefSeq and is a predicted model, not a curated record. Gene Ontology annotation, molecular function: GTP binding; GTPase activity. NCBI's taxonomy places the organism in Eukaryota, Viridiplantae, Streptophyta, Magnoliopsida, Lamiales, Phrymaceae.